AUGGCCGAGAAUGCCACCAGCACCAGAAUUCAAGAAGAUCUAUUAUUAUUAUUAUUAUUAUUAUUAUUAUUAUUAUUAUUAUUAUUAUUAUUAUUAUUAUUAUUAUUAUUAUUAUUAUUAUUAUUAUUAUUAUUAUUAUUAUUAUUAUUAUUAUUAUUAUUAUUAUUAAUGUUAUUAUUUUGCUAUUAUUUGUUGCAGUCAAUCUAUUGUUACUUCUUUAAAAGCUGA
Molecule: messenger RNA, 228 nt
Organism: Necator americanus (New World hookworm)
Lineage: Eukaryota; Metazoa; Nematoda; Chromadorea; Rhabditida; Ancylostomatidae
Exons: 2
Coding region: 1-228 (75 amino acids)
Source: RefSeq, a predicted model, not a curated record